Messenger RNA from Bombina bombina (fire-bellied toad), 1827 nucleotides. It is a transcript of the gene CMBL, whose product is annotated as carboxymethylenebutenolidase homolog. The transcript is spliced from 6 exons. NCBI's taxonomy places the organism in Eukaryota, Metazoa, Chordata, Amphibia, Anura, Bombinatoridae. The coding region runs from base 386 to 1126 and encodes 246 amino acids. Gene Ontology annotation, molecular function: hydrolase activity. The record is from RefSeq and is a predicted model, not a curated record.
UCUCUACGUUGCACAGGCUUCAUUAUGUGUAUUGUUGAGAUGUCUGCAGAGCUGAAAAGUUUUCAAGAGUUUAUUUGCAAGUAGUCAGUUUCAAUGAUGCAAAAGUACAGCCUGCACAACAUACAGAAAAGCUGGAAACUGAUUCUAUUCCUGGUUUUGAUUGGACAGUCUGUCUGCCUCUGAUUGGGUAAUGCAGUCUCUAGACUUGGCUGUUCUACAGAUAACAUUAUGUAAACAGGGGAGAGACUAACAGCAAGCUCACUUCAGUUCAUAUAUAUAUUUUAGCCAAGCCUGCAGCAGGUAUUACUUGCUCUGUGGAUUCUGCAUUCCAAACUAAAAGAGCUGAAUCAGGAACUUAAUCUCACAGCUUCUCACCAGAUCUAAAAUGGCUAAUGAAGCAAACCCUUGUCCAUGUGAACUUGGUGACAAGCUUGAAUAUGGAGGCCAGGGACAGGAGAUACAAAUAGAUCACAUCAAGGCCUAUAUCUCCAAACCUCAGAGCAGCACUGACAAAGCAGUGAUUGUGGUUCAGGAUAUAUUCGGUUGGGACCUUCCUAACACAAGAUUUAUGGCUGAUCUGCUUGCAACUCAUGGAUACAUAGCUGUAUUGCCAGAUUUGUUUGUGGGACAAGAACCUUGGAAUCCAGCAAAUGAUUACUCGCGUAUUCACGAGUGGUUAAAAACCCGUCCAGCAACAAAAGUGGAUAAAGAGGCUGAUGUUGUUCUCAAAUAUCUAAAAGAAAAAUGCCAUGUAACAAAGAUUGGCGUCAUUGGCUUCUGCUGGGGUGGAAUCGUAACUCAUUACCUGAUGUUAAAGUAUCCUGAAUUAAAAGCUGGUGUGUCCUUUUAUGGCAUUAUACGUGACGCUGAUGACCGGUACGAUCUGUUAAAUCCAACAUUUUUCGUUUUUGCUGAAAAUGACCACGUUAUUCCUCUUGAACAGGUAGCCAUACUGGAACAAAAGCUAAAAGAACACGCCAAGGUUGAUUACAGAGUGGAAAUCUUUCCGAAGCAGACCCACGGAUUUGUACACAGGAAAAAUGAAAAUAUUAAUCCUGAAGAUAAACCGUCUAUAGAAAAGGCAAGAAGAGAAAUGAUAGAAUGGUUACACAAAUACAUCAAUUAACAGUGAAUUUUAAUUAGGCUGACCAUAUUGCCGCUUUAAGAAGGAACACAUAUGAAAAAUACAUAUGUGAGGGUUCUUAUACAAAACCAUUUCUUUAAACAGCCCUGACAUAUGUAUUUUUCAUAUGUGUCCCUUUUUAAAGCGGCAAUAUGGUCAGCCUAAUUUUAAUACAUUUAAUAAAUCCAUGAGUUCAUAGAACAAAAAUUUGUUUGCAGCAACAACAAAAAAAAAAUUUAAAAAAAAUUGUCACUUUUCUUUGUGAUUUAUUUUCUUAAAAAUAUUUUUAAGUGCUUGGCAUACACAUAUUGCUUUUCUAACAAUUAAAAAAGCUUAUACCUCAGAACGAAAUAAAAAACAGAAGGUCCAUGGAAACUUAUGUAUUACAUAAAAAUUCUUGGUUUUGUUCUUAUACUUCAUAUGUGAACACUUUCAUUAUGAUUGUAAUCCUAUUUGUAUCAAUUUACUUUUAAUUGUAUAUUGUACCUACUCAAGUUAUAAUAAAGCUGGAUUUAUAAUAAAAAAAAAAACUCACCACCCAUGGACACAUCUGCUGUCACAAUAUUGGUUUCUAUGACCGUUCCUGCUUAAUAAUCUAAAUUAUUUGUGACAUUUUACUAACAUUGUAGUAAAUCUAAUAAAUACAUAGUAUUGUUGAGCCUUUAAACCACAUUAAAAAUAAAAACUUAAUGUGUUUACUUUUA